Messenger RNA from Varanus komodoensis (Komodo dragon), 8517 nucleotides. It is a transcript of the gene ULK1, whose product is annotated as unc-51 like autophagy activating kinase 1. Gene Ontology annotation, molecular function: protein serine/threonine kinase activity; ATP binding. The transcript has 29 exons. The coding region runs from base 1016 to 4147 and encodes 1043 amino acids. Gene Ontology annotation, biological process: autophagosome organization; protein autophosphorylation; axon extension. Gene Ontology annotation, cellular component: autophagosome; cytoplasm. Lineage: Eukaryota; Metazoa; Chordata; Lepidosauria; Squamata; Varanidae. The record is from RefSeq and is a predicted model, not a curated record.
CGGAACGGCGCCUGCGCUCCCGGCGCAAGAGAGAGAGAGAGAGAGAGAGAGAGAGAGAGAGAGAAAGUGCGGGGACGCACGCCCCGCGCCUGCUGUGCGUGCGCGCCGGAGCGCUCGGGCGCCUCGCCGGUCUUUUGUCUGGAGCCAGCGCGGCAGCGCCGCGGCUCCCCUGCGGAUCUCCCCCGGGCCGGCGCCGCGGAGGCUUUCGGUGGACCCAUUUUUUGGCCACGGACAAUAGAGGGGACGCUGCCCCGCCGCCGCCCCGACGAAUUCUCGCUAGGGGCCCUCCGCAUCUGGGCAGCUGUUCCCACCGAGGGGGAGCGGAAAACAACAACUCUUAAGGUGGACUUGCUCUUAAGGUGGAUUUUGCCGUCAAGGUCGGGCCUGCGCUGGAGGGCCGGUGCGCGGCUUGCAUCAGCCGGUGUGUUAAGGUUGGGAUCUCUCCUUUUUUUGGAAUCGGCUCAAGCCGCUUAACAGGACGAUCCGUCAGCCUCGCCGAGGCGAGCUCUGCGCCUUGUUGGGCUAUUCGCACCGGCUUUAAUUCGGGCUCUUCCUAACCCCACCUUCGAGGAAGGAAAAGAGCACCCUCCCUUCUCCUGGCCCAAAAUAAUCCUCGUCAUGGGAAAAGUUCGGUAGCCGGGCUCGAACUCGCUUCGUUUCUCCCUUCCCCCCCUCGUAACAAUGACUAAAUCCCGGCCUUUUUUCAGAAAAAGACCGCCGAUGGCCGAAGCAGAGGUGGGAGUUCAAAGCCAGCAACUUAGCUGUCGAGAGCUGGACAGGAGAGAAGCGUUACUUUUUCAAGUUUCUAGUUCUUCUUGAUCCUGAAGGAGGGGGCGGGGGAGUCUCUUUUAUAAAGUUUUUUUUCCCUAAAGAGAGAGAGAGAGAGGGAGGGUGUUUUGGAGGCCUUCGAUUUCCUACCUCUCAGUCUCUCUCCUUUCAACUAUACAUAUAUAUUUUUGUUGUUAAUAUCAAGUUUCUUCUCGCAUUCAUACUGGAGAGUCCAAGGAAGAAAGGCAUGGAAACAGUUGGAAAAUUUGAGUUCAGCAGGAAGGAUUUGAUCGGACACGGGGCUUUUGCGGUCGUCUUCAAAGGGAGACACAAAGAGAAACCUGAUGUGGAAGUUGCAAUAAAAUGCAUUAACAAGAAAAACUUGGCAAAAUCCCAGACUCUCUUGGGGAAAGAAAUCAAGAUACUGAAGGAACUGAAACAUGAAAACAUAGUUGCCUUGUAUGACUUCCAGGAAAUGGCCAACUCUGUUUACUUGGUUAUGGAGUAUUGCAACGGUGGCGACCUGGCAGAUUACUUGCAUAAUAUGAGGACGCUCAGUGAAGACACGAUCCGCCUCUUUCUCCAGCAAAUUGCUGGGGCCAUGAAGGUGCUGCACAGCAAAGGGAUCAUUCACCGGGACCUGAAGCCUCAGAAUAUCCUCCUCUCCUUCCCGGGAGGCAAGAAAUCGAACCCCAGCAACAUCCGCAUCAAGAUUGCCGAUUUUGGAUUUGCCCGGUACCUGCAGAGCAACAUGAUGGCAGCGACGCUCUGCGGCUCCCCCAUGUACAUGGCCCCAGAAGUUAUUAUGUCCCAACAUUACGAUGCCAAAGCUGACCUGUGGAGUAUAGGCACCAUCAUCUACCAGUGUCUGACGGGAAAAGCACCCUUCCAGGCCAGCAGUCCUCAAGACCUUCGUCUCUUCUAUGAGAAAAACAAGGCGCUCAUGCCCAACAUCCCAAGGGAGACAUCGGCCCAUCUGAGGCAGCUGCUGCUGGGGCUCCUGAAGCGGAAUCACAAGGACCGCAUGGACUUCGAUGAAUUUUUCCAUCAUCCUUUCUUGGAUGCAAGUGCCUCAAUGAAAAAAUCCGCUUCUGUGCCAAUGCCGUCUUAUCCGAGCUCGGCCUCCGGGAGUUCGUCCAGCAGCUCUUCCGCAUCCCAUCUCGCCUCUCCUCCUUCCCUCGGAGAGAUGCCGCACCUCCAGGAGAAGGCUUUAGCCUCGCCUGUCCAAGGUUCUCCUGGCUUCCUACAUGGGUCCAAAGAGUCAGCUGGCAGCAGCAGCAAGAAUUCCUCCUGCGACACCGAUGAUUUCGUCAUGGUGCCGGCCCAGUUCUCAAGUGAUAUAGCCGCGGAGGCUGCAGGUGGGAAACCAAUCCAGGACAGCUUGAUGUGUAGCGGCAGCUCCCUGGUGGCGUCGGCGAGCUUGGACAGCCAGGGGCGGACCUCGUCUCCUUCUCCUCCGUACAGCAGCUCUCCCGGCUCCUGCAGGCCCGGCCCGCUGUCCUCGAGUGGCAAGUGCGGACAGUCCGUGCCCAUCCCGGUCCCGACGCAGAUUCACAACUACCGGCGUAUCGAGCAGAACCUUCAGUCUCCGAACCAGCACGUCUCGCCACACAGGUCCGGGAUGGUCCGGCGGUCCGGCAGCACGAGUCCGCUCAGCUUCGCGAAGGCCAGCCCCUCGCCUCCCUUCAGUGCUGGGGAGCAUGGAGCCUGCCGCAGGUUCUCCUUUGGCGGUGCGAAGCCCUACACGCCGUCCCCGCAAGUUGGAACAAUUCCAGAGCUGCCUGACAAGUCUGUAAUCCCUUCUGCUCCCCUCGGAGCAGAGACGAGAAGCCGGGCCCCCAUGCCUGGUGCUCCAGUGCCUGACCCUUCCCUGAGAGGGAUGGGCUCUCGCCUCCACAGCGCGCCCAACCUGUCCGACUUGCACUCCUGCCGGCAGAAGAUCACCAAGCAGUACUCAGAUCCUCUGGUGCCCCCUUUCAGCCCCGUCCCGGCCGGCCAGCCCGCCCAGCCCCACGGCCUGCAGCCGUGCCGCCCGCUGCGGUCCUCCCCGAAGCUCUCCGAGUUCAUGCAGUGGAGCCCCUUGCCCACCAUCAUGGGCUCCCCCACAAAGGCUAUGUCACCCUUUGAUUUCAACAAAACCCCCAGCUCCCAAAACCUGCUCACCCUCCUGGCCCACCAGGGCGUUGUGAUCACGCCAACGAGAAACCGGACGCUGCCGGACCUGAAGGAUGUGGGCCAUUUCCACUGUCAGCAGGCCGGCCUCGGUCUGAAGCCCAUGGAAGAAGCCAAGGGCAGGUCGCUCAGCACUGGCCGCCUCACGGAUCUGCUCCUGAAGGCUGCGUUCGGGGAUGCUGGCAGCAGCGACAGCUUGAACCAUGAGAAACCCAUGGAGGUCACAGCAUCUCCCGCUGCCUGUGGAGGAAGCCUGCCCCCAGGGGCCGGGGAGGGCGGCUCAGCCAGCCCCUCUCCCGUGGUCUUCACUGUUGGAUCCCCUCCCAGUGGGACGACACCGCCACAGACCACCAGGACUAGAAUGUUUUCAGUGGGAUAUUCUAGCACCCUGAACUCUGGAGGAUCUUUUAGUGGCCGGCACUUCAUCAUGGGAGCCGGUGGGGAUGUCCUAGAAGCCCCCGUGGGCCUCCGAUACGCUUUUGCUGAUCCCGUUGCUGCCAACCUGGAAGGAGCUGUUACUUUCGAGGCACCUGAACUGCCGGAAGAGACGCUCAUGGAACAAGAACACACCGACAUCCUGCGCAGCUUGCGGUUCACCCUGGCCUUCGCCCAUUACGUGAUGGAGAUCGCGGCCAUGAAGGGCAGCCCCAGCGAGAUGACCAGCUCCGUGGCCUCCGAGUACCAGCUCCAGGAGAGCGUUGUGGCCGACCAGAUCAGCCUGCUGAGCAAGGAAUGGAGCUACGCGGAGCAGCUGGUCCUGUACCUGAAGGUGGCGGAGCUGCUUUCCUCGUGCCUGCAGAUGGCCAUAGAGCAAAUCCGGGCCGGCAAGCUGUGUCUCUCCUCCACCGUCAAGCAGAUUGUGAAGAAGCUCAACGAUCUCUACAAGUCCAGCGUGUCCUCCUGCCACUGCCUGAACCUGAGGCUGCAGAGAUGGUUCUUGGACAAGCAGAAGCUGAUGGAUCGCAUCAACAGCAUCACAGCGGAGAAGCUCAUCUUCAGCCACGCCGUGCAAAUGGUUCAAGCGGCAGCACUGGACGAGAUGUUCCAUCACCGGGAAGACUGUGUGCAGAGAUACCACAAGGCACUGCUGCUGAUGGAGGGACUCCUGAACGUCAUCACGGAGCAAGGGGACAUCGAGAACAUCAAUAAAUGUAAAGUCUGUGUCGAACGCAGGUUAUCGGCCUUGCUUUCAGGGAUCUGUGCAUGAAGAAAGCCGGCGUGCUGGUCCUGCAGGUGGAUUCCCCCUUCCAUCUCUGACGUGCCUGCCAGCAAGAAGACGAAACCUGUUCCAGCAGGCCCCCGUGGCGACAGAUCCCUUGGAUGGCUCCGACGGGUUCCCUCUUCGGCAUGAUUCAAGGAGACCUUCCCCCAGUUUGGAGCGCCAACCUCUCCCCUGCCUCCCUCCUCAGGGACACGAGCAGGGACGGCCGCAGUCCUUUUGCCGCAAUACAAACUGAGGAGAAAGCAGAGGACCAGUCAGGGAAGGCCUGCGUUUUACUUCCCUGGAUGAUACUUCCUUGUGCAUGAUGUGCAUUUUUGGAGGAAAGGACCGCCACCCGACCAGCGUUGUCCCAAGAGCUGGAGACACGACACGCUUCCCUGCUGGCAGUGGAUCUACUGGGUGCUCCUGCUCUCGGAGUGAAGACCCUGUCUCUUCCGGAAGGGGACGCCGUUGGUUAGGAGGAAUGCCACUCUCCAGUCUAGGCCAGUCAUAUCCUCGACCCCAUUUGCCAAUAGCCAAUCUCUCAGGAGCCUUCUGCAGCACUGUGUCCCCGUUCGCGCUCUCCAGCAUCUGCCUAAGCCUCUCACAGCUCACUGCAUGGGAAGAGAAGCAGCGGUCCUCCAGCCGUGGGGAGACGCCCCGCGCUCACCGUGGCUUGAGCAGCCGUGGCUUCUAUCCCUCCGUAGCGAUGUUGGAAAGAAGACUUCAGGGAGCCUCACCUGCGUGAUGAACGGGGACGAGCGGGUGUUGGGGAAAGAGGCAGUUCUAUGUUUACUCUGUGGACUUAGACAGAACUGUAGAAGAACCUUGCAAAGCGUCUUUAGGUAAAAGCAAAUUGGAACAGGAAACAAAUGGACUCCGGGCCAUAUUGUAGUGGCCACAAGAAGCCAAAAUCCUCUAGAUGGACGAUUUUCUACGCCCCACGAGGGGGUCACGAAGUAGAUGCAUGCCUAUAGCCCUUUCUUGCGAAUGCGUCUGAGCUGUUUUGGGCUGUUGGCUAGAUUAAAUAAAUUCCGUCUCCCUCUCACCCCUGGUGGGGGUGAGGAUGGGAAAUGAGAAAGAACACACACACACACACACACACACACACACACACACGCUUUGCGAAACAAAAGGAGCACUUUAUGGACAAAUUGAACUUGAACUUCCGGGCACUGAGUUAUCCUGCAGUGUUCCAGAAACGUCAUAACUUAUAGGAAUGCUGUUUUCCUCGCCUUCUACCACCUCUGGUUCCUAGUUUGCUGAUAUGUUGUUCUUCGUUUGUUUGGUUGUUGGGUGGUUGUUUUCUUCUUUUUUUUAAAGAAAUUGCACUACAAGUGUGUACGCGUGUUUGUGCAUAUAUAUAUUAAUAUAUAUUAGUAGAUUUAAUAUGUAUUAAUAUCUAUAUGAGAUAAUGUAUAGUGUAUUUGUAUGUGUUUUUAACUGUACUGUAUCUUAUGCUUGUGAGGAGAGAAAAGAAACAAUCACACAGUCCCUGUUCUCCAGGACAAGCACCACUAGCUUGAAAAGGGUCCGGCUUCAGAAUUAUUUGCUUUACCUUUUGCUAUCUUUCAUUUUGCUCUUUUACGUGGGCACACCACUAGGACUUUUGGAGAGCUCAAGGACAAGGCUUUGACGUCAGGCAUGCAUACAAGAGUUAGACAUUCAUUGUUGUCUUUUCCAUUUUAGGGUUUUUUAUAUAAAACACAUCAGUUUUCUAGCGGCCCCUUUUAUCGGUUGACCAUCCUCCCCUCGCCUGUAUUUUUAACUAAGUAGCCAAAAAGAACGGAGGGUUGUAGGACGUGUUUCCUUCGCGCGGUUUUUGUGUGUGCGUAUUUGGGCUGGGGGUGUUAUGACGCUGGUCAAAUGUGUGAGAGAUGGACCCGAGGGCUACCUUUCCGUGUUAGUUUUGUACAUGUGCGUGUCCGAGUGUGCGUGUGUGCACGUUUUUCGUUUUUUAAUAGAAUGGAUCCAACUUACAGCAGUAUUUUGUCUGUGCUAGGCUAGAAAACCUGGAUUUCAGGAUUAAUUUUUUUCAUUUUUGUUUUUAGAAGAAUGGGUCAUGUAUAUUUAUUUGCACGCCAUGGGCUGAGACUUCACUUAUUUUCCGACCUGCUUGUGUGUACGUUCCCCUUUCCUUUUUCAAAAAUAUGCAAGGAGCAACCCGACUGUCUUGGAAACCAGUUUCGUGGCUUCUGGCAAGAGGUCUUCUGGUGCCAGAAAAAACACACAUGAUUCUGUGAAAUUAAGAACCACGUUCGUGACAUCAGCACAGUGGCUGUGAUCUUCGCGCCCUUCUUUCAGGGCCUGCCGCUGCAGCCACUCUGUUGUGCCUCAGACGUGUGCGAAGAAGAACAGUUCGGUGGCCUAGGGAAUGCCAACAGCGUGUAACAGCGCUUCAUAGAGAAUUGUCGGUUGUGCUUGCAGCAAGCGUGUUCCGAUUUGGACUUGGCCAGUGGGAAAUGGCUGUGUUCUUGGUGGCUGUGUCUGUAUGGAAAGACGGCAACACAGCACAACUGGUGUCUUGCUUUUGUUCAACACUGACACACUAUGACAAUGUAUGGGGUUCGGGAGGCCAAGUGAGCCAGUCCAGAUGUUCGGGGCUGCAUCUCCCAUUGAUUCUAGCCUGCGUGGCCAGUGUGCUGUACGACAAAACAUCUGGAAGGCCACAAAUAGUCCACCCCUUUGUUAUACUUUGUUUCCAGUGCUGGGUCUGUUUUUACAUAUUCUCCAGGUCCUUUAUUUUCCCCCUUGAUGCGAAAGCCAUGACCACUGCUCCCCACGCUGGAAAUUUCAAGUGCCCCCGCUCGGUUUUGUGCCGAUUGUCGAUUUUAUGAGUUUGAGUCAUUUGUUUUCAAUGUGCAUCCGUUUGUAUACGAGUCCAGCAACAAAUUUGCAGGGAAAUUGGUUUUUGGGGGCACACAGGGGUGCCCUCUUGGCUUUCUUGUCCUUGUAAAAGGAGAGGGGAAGCUCUCUUCAAAGCGAAAUGGUACUUGCCACCACAGUCUUAGGAAGCCCUUAAAUUACAAUUAACCAGAUGUUGCCCCAUGAAUCACGGUGCCAUUUCUGUUCAGUCAAAAGACUUUCAAGUCCACGAGCCACGGUGACAGGUUGUGUAAAUGCUGCUACCUGGCACGUGUACCUUGUGAUUGGACUUUCAGUAGGGCUUCUAUUUAAUCGGGAUGUGUGCACGGAAAGGAAGCACGGGAGACCGGGAAUGCCGCUCCAAAUCAAACUGAAUCCGUGAGCCUGGCAGAGAGGAAAGCGCUUCCUUCCCUGGAGGCCAGUGUGACCUUGGCCAGGCCAUGCGCUUCAACGUGGCAUUCCCAAUUUCCCCAAAGGCUCACCCCCCCAAGUCCGCUUGGGUGCUCUGCUUCAUUUCCCCGUUCCCUGCAUUUUAACUGGUGGUGGAUCCCAGUGGGGGCUGCCUUCUGGACUCCCACCGUGCCACAGAGUCCCCUUGCACCCGAAGCAUUGCCGGGCAUCAGAAACAGCACCCAUCGCCGGGCAAGCUCGCCCUCAUGAUGAGCACCGAUGUAGCAGAAAGCUCGCCACCUCCUGGGGCCGUUGCUGCCCUCAUCCCAACAAAACGUGCUUCCUGCAUCCCCGAACACGGCUCAUUUCCUAGCUAGCGAGACCAGUAGGUUUGCUCCCAGAUCAGCAGGGGGGCCUCCCUCCUCCCCAUCCCUGUAAGAACAUGGCCUAAAGCCACGUGUUGAACGCAGCUGUAGCAUUUGGCCAGCUCCGCACGGACUUUCUAGCUGUACUUAGUUACUUGAAUGUAUCACAGUUGUCCCACAUCCGACCCAGUCAUUGCUCCAAAAAAGAAUAGAUGCUAUACGGUUUACAGAACUUCAACCUAUAAAUAUAAUCUCAAUACUUGAAAUAUAGCCACUGUGCUUGGAUGAAAAAAUAAGACAAGGAAUAUUUGCCAUUGUGUUGGCAUUUUUUAUUCUAUUUUAUUUUCCCCCAAUCUAACUGCAUGUAGCAUGAAACGUUGGGCCUUUUUUUUUUUUUGGUGGAAAGCUAGUAUAUUUAUUGCUUUGUAAAGUAAACAAUAGAAAAGUUUGAAAAACGAGGAGGUGGGGAAAAGAAAUCCAAGCGGAAGUGGCUAUUCUAAUCUAUUCACUAUUGUUCAAUGGAUUUGUUACUGUUUCAGCGUUUUGUAUGUAGUGUCUUAAACUAGAUUUCAAGAAACCUCAACCUAUUAAUGUGUAUGUUGACAGUCGUGAGAGAGCUGUUCCGUCUCCACAUGGUUAUGCUUGAUAACUGUCAUUUUUAAAAAAGAAAAGACGAUGUGUCAUGUGUUUUCAUUUUUGUUCUUGCUUUAAAUUGUAUAACGCUGACUUAAGGAAAUAAAUUGAUUUGUAAUUGUU